Zerene cesonia (dogface butterfly) is the source of this 827-nucleotide messenger RNA. RefSeq names its product protein dj-1beta-like (gene BmDJ-1beta). Gene Ontology annotation, molecular function: protein deglycase activity. Bases 65 to 757 code for a protein of 230 amino acids. Gene Ontology annotation, cellular component: cytosol; nucleus. Gene Ontology annotation, biological process: protein deglycation, glyoxal removal; guanine deglycation, glyoxal removal. NCBI's taxonomy places the organism in Eukaryota, Metazoa, Arthropoda, Insecta, Lepidoptera, Pieridae. The transcript has 6 exons. The record is from RefSeq and is a predicted model, not a curated record.
UGAGUUCGACAUUCGACAAUUUUUUAAAUUUGUCAAUACAAGUGUCAAAAAGAAUUCUAAAUUAAUGUUUAUUUUUGCAUUGCGGCGAAUUAGUUUAAGUGCGAAAUAUUUAUCUGAAAUACGAGCAGGUACAAAUUUAUAUCCAUUCUAUAAGCCUUUACAAGUCAGGAACCUAGCUUCAUCAAAGAUGUCGAAAUCAGCAUUAGUGGUGCUUGCACAGGGUGCUGAGGAAAUGGAGACUGUUAUAACAGUUGAUAUGCUGAGACGAGGGGGUGUCACAGUGACUUUAGCUGGUUUGGAUGGUGCUUCUCCAGUGCUGUGUUCUCGACAGGUCACUUUGGUACCUGAUAAGUCUUUGGCUGAUGCAUUGGCCGCAUCUCCACAGUAUGAUGCAGUAAUUCUGCCCGGUGGUCUUGAAGGCUCUGAACGUCUCUCCAAGUCGGACGUUGUGGGCAGUUUGCUGAAGGACCAUGAGAAAUCUGGCAAAAUCGUAGCCGCCAUUUGCGCUGCACCAACGGCAUUCGUAGCCCACGGUGUGGCCAAAGGUAAGAGGAUAACUUCUUACCCAACAACAAAGGACAAAAUAACGGGAGAUUAUACGUACGUGGAGGGGGAGAGGGUCGUUGUUGAUGGCAACAUUGUCACCAGCAGGGGUCCGGGAACAGCAUACUGGUUUGGCCUGACACUAAUUGAACUGUUGACUGGCAAGGAAAAGGCGGAGCAAGUUGAAAAGGGCAUGAUUAUCUCUGGAUAUUAAUCGUAUCGAAAUCGAUGCAGUUUUUUUUUUUGCUGUAAGCAAAAGUGGGAAAUAAAAUUUCUGAACUGUU